Molecule: messenger RNA, 849 nt
Organism: Trypanosoma cruzi
Lineage: Eukaryota; Euglenozoa; Kinetoplastea; Trypanosomatida; Trypanosomatidae
Product: acetyltransferase, putative
Exons: 1
Coding region: 1-849 (282 amino acids)
Biological process (GO): regulation of DNA-templated transcription
Molecular function (GO): histone acetyltransferase activity
Source: RefSeq, a predicted model, not a curated record
AUGAAACGCAAAAGGUUGGACGGUUUUACGAUAAAGACUCUUUUUCGGGAGUAUAUGGUGGAAUAUCUGCAUUGCGGAUUUGUGGGCAAAGAGGAUUUUACUGAUGUCUUUAUGUGUGAAGCGUGUCUUUCUUGGUUAUCAUCAGCACGAGAAUUGAGAGAACAUAUGGAAGUGUGUCCAUAUCGAUUUUGGGUUCCAGGGGAUGAGAUUUACCGUUGUCGUAGGAGGCGAUUUGUCGUCUUUGAAAUUGAUGGACGAAAAAUGGCAUCCGUUCCAUAUACCCGGCGCAUUGCUAGACUUGCCAAGCAUUUUAUUGAAGAAAAAACUACCUUGGAUGAUUUGCACUUUUUUGCCAUCGUUGUAUUAUUUGAGGUUGAUGACUAUGGUUAUCAUUUUGUUGGGUAUUUUAGUAAGGAGUGGAGAAAAAGUGUGGCUUGCAAUAAUUCACUUUCCUGUGUAAUGGUACUUCCGCCAUACCGCAAUAAGGGGUAUGGAGCUUUUCUAAUUAAAAUUUCCUACGAGAUGGGAAGGAUAGAGGGAAUUCCAGGCUCUCCCGAGAGACCAUUGAGUGCGGCAGGAAAAAAGGUCUUUAUUCGAAUCUGGCGGGAGGAAAUUCUUCAAGCAAUAUUUUCUCUCAAUGAGGAAGGACUUCCACUGACAAUGAAUUUGCUUUCGUGGGAAAGUGGAAUGGCAGUAGAAGAUGUUGCUGUGGCGCUUCAUCGGCUUAACGCAGUUUUUUUUGUGAACAAGCAUGGUCCUUUACUCCAUCUUCCUUCAGGCACGAAGGCUUUUGCAAAAAGGAGAGGAAUGUUAAAUAUCAAGUCGCUUAUUUGGACGUCUUUGCAUUAG